Messenger RNA from Bipolaris oryzae ATCC 44560, 1413 nucleotides. RefSeq lists its product as uncharacterized. NCBI's taxonomy places the organism in Eukaryota, Fungi, Ascomycota, Dothideomycetes, Pleosporales, Pleosporaceae. The coding region runs from base 1 to 1413 and encodes 470 amino acids. The transcript has a single exon. The record is from RefSeq and is a predicted model, not a curated record.
AUGAAUCGGCACAUCACCCCAAGUCCCUCAUCUACCGCUGUAUCACUGACAGACUCUCGAGAUGGCUCGACACGCCGUCGUAAUACCCUGGACACCUCUGCACAGGCUGCUGAGAUAGACUAUCUGAAGAGGCAGCUGCAAUCUUUAGCACGGGCUAAAGCUAAGGCCAGCAAGAAGUCUGAUGAUUUGUUCCGUGAAAUUUCUUCCUGGUCGGAAAAGUUUGAGAAGGAAAAGGCUAGAAGGACGCAAAGCGAGGAAAAGUUGUCGAAAGAACGCCGUGUAGUCAUUGGGCUCAAAAAGGAAAUGAAUGAGCUGAAAGACAAGACUAACAAGGAGGUGAGGGAGGCUAAGUCUCGUCUUGAGAAUGAGAGGAAGAAGUGGAUGGGACAGGGGAUAUUUACUAAUACGAAGCCUAAGGGUGUCGUCCAAACCAGCGCCUCCAACCUACAAGGCCGCAUCAAGUAUUUGGAAGAAGAAAAUGCUCGGCUGGAAUCGCUAACCAAAUCCCACGAUUACGAUGAGCUUUACGGGGAGGCCCAGCAACAAAUUGAUGAUGCUAUGGCCCUCCUGCGAACUACAGAAGCUGAGCUCGAGGAGCUGCGCUAUCUUGAGACCGCUGAUGAAGAGCUUACGGAGCAGCACUACCUUGAUACAUUAAAGAUCGAGGAACUCUCCGAUGAGCUACGUUGUUGCAAAGCCACAGUCGAGAAACUCGAAGACGAAAUCGCUGCUGCUGAUGAGCAGCGGAGCGUGGAAUCGCCCACAUCUUCCAACUCUAAUAUCCCCGAUAUCUCACCCGGUGCGUUCUCCACGCCCACCGCACCUUUGGUUGACACUGCAGAAACUGAUUACCUUAGACAGUCUCUCGGCGAUCUAGAAAUUGAAAACCAAAAGAUCAUCUGUGCAUUCGCCAAGCUCUCCCACGAGCACUGCGAUACAAUGGUCGAACUAGACAAGCUUUCGGAACAGAUAUUCACGCUGCACGAAGCAAACCUCGACCUGGAGGCUCGAAAUGACGCGCUAGAAUCCCAACUUGACACCGCUGUUCAGAUCCUCCGCGCUACAAUCGAAGAGACCGGGCAGGACCCUCCAGCCCACAACCGCACUUACACUACCUUGUCAGACUCAGACUUCGUCGAGGACCUCCCUACACCGGAGCCCAAUUCCCGCACACCCGUCACUAUUCGCUUAUUCGAAAAACGUGACUGGCCCCUGCUGUACCAUGUCCAACGUACACUCUUCCGUACUUCGCCCUUGCAGAUCGACGGCCCUUCGGUUCUCGUGCGCGAGUUCGUGAAGCUGAUGCAAGGUGAAGAUGCUGAGUUUCAGGAGAUGAAGGGGCGAGUGGAGAAGUUGGAGCGGGCAUUUGAGGUGGGUGUUCAGGAGAUGAAGGCGUUGAAGCAGGGUAAGUAA